AUGUCACAUAGGGUGAAGUGUGCAUUUGGUAAAAAAAGAUGCGGCAGUUUGAGGAGGACAAAGACUGUUCACCAUAAAGACAAAGUUGUUCAAGGAAGGGUUGAUGGCGUCAGGAUCGAGUUUCAAAGGCAUUCCAUGAUGUUGAGAAGUGGAAGAAGAUUGGCAAAUGCUGUAGACUUUGAAGAUGAAAAUGAUGAUGCUUCUGAUAGGGUUAAAGAAACUGGGAAUGAGGCUGCUCCUGAUUGGCCUACAGAUGUUGAAUUGGAUUAUGAAGAUUCUGAGUGCAAAGAUUAUGCCAAGUAUAAUUUUGACGAGGAAGUUGAUAAGAAUUGGCUAGAGUUCAAUGCUGCAACUGACAUGGCAGAUCCAAAGUUUGAGAUUGGGAUGUUGUUUAGUGAUUGUAAGGUGUUUAUGGCAGCUGCCAAAGACUACUCCAUCUUGCAGAAUAGGGAUGUAGUGUUUAUUAGGAACGAGGCUUUGAAGCUGAAGGCAGUUUGUGGGGACCCAGAUUAUGGGUGGAUGAUGUAUGCUUCAAAAAUGCAACAUGAGAACACAUUGCAAAUGAAGACAUAUGUAGGUGAGUACACAUGUACACAGCUAUGGGAGAACCCUACUGUGAAGUCAACAUGGAUAAGCAAGAAAUAUGUUCACACUUUGAAGUCCAAUCCCCAGUGGCCAGUCAGGUCAUUCAAGCAAACUGUUGAGAAUGAUUAUAAUAUAGGGGUGUCAAGACAACAAGUGUAUAGGGCAAAAGAUAAGGCACUAAAGCUGAUUGAGGGCAGUUUCAAUGAACAAUAUUCAAGAAUUUGGAAUUACUGUGAGGAAUUAAGGAAGAGUAACUUAGGAACCACAGCAAUGGUUAAGUGUGAUUUCCAACAACAGUUGGGGCAACCAAAGUUUCAAAGGUUGUAUGAUUGUUUAGGAGCAGCUAAGGAAGGCUUCAAAGUUGGGUGCAGGCAUAUUAUAGGUUUAGAUGGGUGUUUUUUGAAGAGUGUUUAUGCAGGGCAACUAUUAACUGCUGUGGGUAUAGACGCCAACAAUGAAACCUGGGUAAUUGCUUAUGCAGUUGUGAAAUCAAAAUGCAAGGAAUCUUGGAUUUGGUUUCUGGAGCUAUUGGUUAAGGAUUGUCUGAUUGUUAAUCAAUUUGGCUUCACCUUUAUAUCCGACAAACAAAAAGGUUUACUACCUGCUUUUGAGCAAGUGGUCCCUAAUUGUGACCACAAGUUCUGUGCAAGACACCCGUUUUCCAACUAUAGGGUGUUUUUCAAAGCAAAAAGCGUCAGAGACAAGUUUUGGGAAGCAUUAUAUGCAACCACUGUCCCCUUACUUUACAAGGGCCAUGGAAGACCUGAAAAAACUGUCAAAUGA
Molecule: messenger RNA, 1368 nt
Organism: Prunus mume (Japanese apricot)
Lineage: Eukaryota; Viridiplantae; Streptophyta; Magnoliopsida; Rosales; Rosaceae
Source: RefSeq, a predicted model, not a curated record